This is a messenger RNA of Penicillium oxalicum, 2007 nucleotides long. Its product is annotated as glycoside hydrolase family 2 protein. The record is from RefSeq and is a predicted model, not a curated record. Bases 1 to 2007 code for a protein of 668 amino acids. Gene Ontology annotation, molecular function: hydrolase activity, hydrolyzing O-glycosyl compounds. The transcript has 3 exons. Gene Ontology annotation, biological process: carbohydrate metabolic process. NCBI's taxonomy places the organism in Eukaryota, Fungi, Ascomycota, Eurotiomycetes, Eurotiales, Aspergillaceae.
AUGGCCACCUCGUACCCCCGGCCAGACUUUCAACGCAAGACCCUCAACUGGGUCUCUCUUGACGGAACAUGGAGCUUUACCUUUGACGAUGACAACAUCGGCCUGGCCCUGAAAUGGCACAGCCAGGGCAUUCCUUGCAACACUGCAGACAAGCAGUGUAAGCGCGAAAUCAACGUCCCCUAUGCGUUUCAGACCCCGGCCUCAGGAAUUGGGUUGCUGGAGGCGCAUGAGCUCAUGUGGUAUGAGCGACGUCUCGACGAUAUUCGGACAGAGCGCGAAAAAGAUCAAGGAAAUCGGCUUCUCUUACGCUUUGGCGCAGUGGACUACGAGUGUUCUGUCUGGGUGAAUGGCCAUUUUAUCGGGGAACACCGUGGUGGCCACGUCCCUUUUGACCUGGACGUGACGGAUUCUUUCCGCGCAGACUCCAAGUCGGCCCGGCUGACUGUUCGAGUGAGAGAUUCGCCGUAUGAUCUGGCUCAGCCUCGUGGGAAGCAAUACUGGAAGCCGGUGUCGGAGAGUAUCUUCUACACGCCGACGGGUGGCAUCUGGCAAUCCGUCUGGAUUGAAAGCGUCCCCCCAAUGCGAUUGUGCUGUGGUAGCGGUGGAACCGUUCUACGCUCGGAUGACAUUGAGCAUGGUCAGCUGCACGCGCGAAUUGCCGUGACUGGCAGAUCCCCUCAGACUCCUUGUUCCGUGCAGAUUGAAGCCAUCUUGAACGGAGUGACUGUCGGCACAAAGGAGGCUGAAUUUCCUCGAGAAAGAGAUUUGGUCGCUCUUGAUCUGGACGUGAGAGUACCGGACGAUUCCGAGCUCAAACAGACCAUGCGAUACAAUGACGAGGAGGCCUGGCACAAAGGAGUAGCUCUUUGGGCUCCUGAGCACCCUGCGUUGUAUGAUAUUGCAAUGCGGCUCCACGAUGGCUCUGGAAGUCUUGUGGAUGAGGUUUAUACCACGGUGGGCAUGCGCAGCUUGUCGUGGCAAUCGGGCGAUGGCACGUUCCGAUUAAACGGCAGGCCUCUCUUCCAGGCGUUGACUCUAGACCAGGGUUAUUGGCCCGAGACAGGAAUGACGCCACCGUCAUCGGAGGCUCUCAGAGCAGACAUCGAGAUGGCAAAGAAACUUGGCUUCAACGGCUGCCGGAAGCACCAGAAAGUGGAAGAUCCUCGAUUUCUUUACUGGGCAGAUCGACUCGGCUAUCUGGUCUGGGGCGAGAUGGCCAAUGCCUACGAAUUUGGAAGUGACUAUACCGCACGCAUGAAUGCAGAAUGGACUGAAGCCGUGAAAAGGGAUAUCAACCACCCUUGUGUGAUUACGUGGACACCUAACAAUGAGAGCUGGGCCUACACCUCGUUGAAGGACAAUAUCGAGCAGCGGAACCACAUCCGCUCGCUUUAUUACAUGACCAAGACCCUCGACCCGAGCCGUCCCAUCAAUGACAACUGCGGCUGGGAACACGUACUCACCGAUCUGACGACCUAUCAUGACUAUGCGGACGCUCCAGAGCUAGCCCAGAUGUGUUCUAAAAUGGAAGGUGGGAUUCUCGGUCCCAAGGCCGGGCGCGAAAUGUUCGUCAGACCCAUCUUCUCCGAAUUUCCCGGCCACACACUUGUCGACGUUGGCGCCCAGCAUCAAGCCGGGGCACCGGUUCUCUGUACGGAGUUUGGUGGUGUCAACAUUGCACCCGCCAAGCACAGCGAGACCCGCGAGCGUGACUGGGGGUAUACCACGGCCACCGACGUGGAUGAUUUCUUAUGGCGCUUUGAGAAUCUGGUCAUGGCGGUUGUCAAGGGCGGGCAUACCUGUGGUUUGGUCUACACGCAGUUAUAUGACAUUGAGCAGGAAGUCAAUGGUCUGCUCACCUAUGAUCGUCAAGCUAAAGUCCCGGUGGCCAGAGUCAAGGCCGUUCUGGAUGCCGCUCAAGAUCUCUACUACCGGCGUCAAGGGACUCAGACUCCGAGGCGUGUUGGAAAGAUUUUGCAUGCUCUUCAUUUGCCUGGUCGGGCUUGA